Molecule: messenger RNA, 3780 nt
Organism: Austrofundulus limnaeus
Lineage: Eukaryota; Metazoa; Chordata; Actinopteri; Cyprinodontiformes; Rivulidae
Product: PPARG related coactivator 1
Exons: 11
Coding region: 59-3490 (1143 amino acids)
Biological process (GO): positive regulation of transcription by RNA polymerase II
Cellular component (GO): nucleus
Molecular function (GO): transcription factor binding; RNA binding
Source: RefSeq, a predicted model, not a curated record
GAAUGUUUCCCGCCGCUGAUCACGUGACUUCAUCCGGCCUGCCAGCAGCCUGCGGCCCAUGUGGAGAAGCAAGAUGGCGGCUCGGUUCAGUGGGGAAGACGGUCAUUUAAACACCGGCAAAAACGACUUUCUCCUCCACAACACCUCCAACGAGUUGGUCCUGAACAGAAGCCAUGUCGAAGGAGUCAACUUGGACACACAAAGUGUCGAUCACUCCAUCUUGGCCCUUUUUGAAGACUCUACUGCUKCAUCAGAGAGUAAGAUCAUGAUGGAAGAGGAGAGCGAGACCUUGCUGUCUGCGCUGACGGAGAUGCUGGACAGGGUGGAGGAAGAUGAAGAUCAAGCUUUUUCCCCCUUCGACGUCCUGCCAGACUCGGAGUUCCURCGACGAGCGGCGCACAGGGACGACAGCAAACUUUCAUCGACGCAGAGGCUUCAGUCAAAAACCAAACCACUUGAUAAAGCUCUAAUAAUGAAGACUAAUGGAGAAAACUGCCAGGAGUGUAAACUAGAAAACAAAAGUCUUCAAAAUCAAAUUUURUUUUGCAAAAAGAAUGAUAAAUCAGAGGCUAAAGUUGACGUUUUCAGCUCGACGUCCAUCGUCAGCCUGGUGAACCUCAUGCAUACGUACUGCCUGAAGCUGCACGUGGAGAAGGAGGACGAAUCGAGGAGAAACCGGUCGCUUUUUUCUCAGGAGGAGGUGUGGAGGUACGAACGGCCCACCGAGCAGGAGAGCGGCGAAGAAGUAAACGUCGUAUCUGACGAGGAGGCGCCYGCGAAGGAGGCGAGGCGGGAGGACCGGCUGAGCGGAGGUGAAGGUCGACGCCUGAAGAGCGCGCUGCUGAACGGAAACUCGUGCAGAGCUCCGUCGACCAGAGAGAGGAAGAGGGUGAGCUUCGGUCCCGUUCGUGUGGCUUCGUUCGAUGAAUCGGAGGAAAACCGAACUGUUGGACACGAAGCGGGAACGCUCACACGCGACAGAGACGACAACGCCGACGCUGGGCAGCAGAGGGGUAAAAAAGCGAAGGCGCUCAGCCUGCAGGAGUACCGCCAACUUCGUCAGAACAAGCGCCCCCUGGUGGAGAAGCAGGGGGAUUACACCACCAAGUGGCCCUCCGUUCCUGAGACACCCAAAGAGCUGACUCCGAUCUUCUGCUUUCAGGGGCAGAAACAAAACCCCUGCAGACCAAAGUCGACUCCCCAUCAUCCAGAGAGUUCCCCCCAUCGUGCCCCUUCACUGCAAGCUCCUAAUCCCGCCGAGUCCAAACCUCAUCGCAGCAGAUUAAAGGGCUCACGCGCCGAACCCAGAACCAUCUCACCUGCCAGCCCGCUCCCAGAUAACACACCUGACCCCAACGCCGUCCUGCUAGAAAGCAAGAGAAGUCCGGUGAAGAAGCAAACACUACUUAAUGUUGAUCCUCCAAACCCCGUCCUCCUCCCCCUGCCUUCAGCUUCUGCUGCCAGCUCCUCGUCACAGUCCACGUGUUCGCAAGGAACCCAAAACAAACCCUCAGCUGCACCGUCUCAGGCCAUCACCUCAAGCUCCAAGUCACCCGUGCCACCCGCAAACCAAGAGUUUAUCGUAAAUAACAUUACACCAUCUCAGGAGGGGGAGUCCAGCCCCACCAAGCUGCCUCCAGCACAAACCGGCUCAGCUGCAGCGUCUCAACCAUCUCUGACGAGCCGUCUGAGUCAAACGAAGUGUCCCACACCUGUCCUCAGCCCGUCUCCACGUCUCACAGACGUUAGCCAGAGUCCACCUGAAGAACCAUCUCCUCCACCUCCAGACGUUAGCCAGAGUCCACCUGAAGAACCGUCUCCUCCACCUCCAGACGUUAGCCAGAGUCCACCUGAAGAACCGUCUCCUCCACCUCCAGACGUUAGCCAGAGUCCACCUGAAGAACCGUCGCCUCCACCUCCAGACGUUAGCCAGAGUCCACCUGAAGAACCGUCGCCUCCUCACACUGACCUCAGACAGCCGAGUGCUGCGGUCCAGUCAGGAAUUGAAGCGUCCGAUCUGACCAGCCUGCUGGAACAGUUUGAGGAGACACAAGCUUUAAAGGAUCCAGUCUGUGAAACUGAACCCAAACUCGUCUCUGCUUCUUCACCCUCAAACCCACAAACAGACACGAACAGAACYGAACCUGCAGGAUCACAGAGGACCUCCAGGUUGCAGCUCAAACCUCUCGAGGAACCACUUGAACCUCGGAGAACUUCCGGGGGUCUGUUGGACCUGCAGACGUCGGAGCCUGCAGACGUCCCCGAGCCCCUCGGCACUGAAGUGGUUCUGAGCUCUGAGCGGGAGCUGCUCUCCAGACGACAAAGACCUGUGUGUAAGUCCGUUCAGAUCAUCGACCCGCGCCCGCUCCCGGCCAAGAAGACUCAGCCGGGCCCGGCAGAGUCCUCUCCCGCUCACUUGUUUUCACAUUUACCCUUGGAUCACGAUUACUGCGGCUCUGUGGAUUCUCCUCCCUUUCAAUGCAACARCRCAAAGCYCCCCCYUCUCAGAGARAUGUCAAAACCCCCAACAGAACCGYAUGAGGUGACCCGGGUCUCCAAACCUCCAGAGGAGAGUAAAAAACACAACUCAGACCAAACAACUGCAUUUCAGCAUCACCCAGAACAACCCUGGACCCGUUCAGAAGCUCUGCCCUUCUCAGAAACAUCAACCAUGGGGGACUUUAGUCCCAACAAAACCCAGAGCCCCCCUUCCAUCCUUCCUACACCCCCRCCCAGCCCUCCUGUAAGAGGGAGGGACAAGAGGAGAUAUCGAGGACGAUCUCCACUCUCUGACUCCAGCUCCAGGUCAUCAUCUUCCUCCUCGAGCUGUUCAUCUUGCUCUCCGAAAAGACCGAGGAUCCGUCGCAGGCGAUCAGGGAGCAGUUCGUCUUCGUCGUCCUGCGCGUCCCGCUCCCCUCCUCGGUGCUACGGGUUGUCUUAUCCCAGAUUCAGCAGGUCAAGAGCCAGGUCCUGGUCCCGGUCUAGAUCCCCCUCGCUGUCCCGGUCGCCUUCUCCGCAGAUGCGCCGCAGGCCGUGGAGAGAAGUCCGCAGCAGCAGGGAGUCCAAGAGGCUCAGGAGGGAGCAGGAGACGAGGAGUCAGAAGCUUAAAGCCAUAGAUGAGCGCAGGGUGGUCUACGUUGGCCGCAUCCGUAGAAGCAUGACCCAGGACGAGCUGAGUGAACGCUUCUCUCAGUUUGGAGAGGUGGAGUGUGUGUCGCUUCACUUCAGAGAGCGAGGGGACCACUACGGUUUUGUGACGUUCUACAACAUGGAAGACGCUUUCGCAGCCAUCGAUAACGGCGGCAAACUGCGGCAGCCCGACGAGCUACCGUUUGACAUCUGCUUCGGUGGACGGAGACAGUUCUGUAACACGGACUACGCCGAUCUGGACGCGAACAGAGAYGCAGAGCCGACCUCGCCCAAAAGCCGGUUUGAAGACCUGGACUUUGAUUCUCUGCUGAAACAGGCUCAGAGAGGACUGAAGAGGUAACAGAACCGAGCAGGGUCGCACACAGGACAGUUUUCAUCCAUCUCAGGGCAGCGUGCUCACCCUUUAUGUAGAAAAGUUUACUAUUUUCUUUGUUUUUUAAUGGAUUAUUAAACUGCAUGCAUGUUUUUGUUAACUUUGUAUGAGCAGAUAUGUAGCACUUGUAUCAUUAUGAGCUUGCAGUUUUUCUGAGUUGUAAAGUUAAAACAUUAUGUAGCACUCUUGAAUUGAACAUAUUUUUGUUAUUAAUCGCUACAUUCCAGAGCACUGAUAAAGUUUUGUUUACACCAGUA